Messenger RNA from Spodoptera frugiperda (fall armyworm), 1916 nucleotides. RefSeq lists its product as uncharacterized. The transcript has 8 exons. Gene Ontology annotation, cellular component: mitochondrion. NCBI's taxonomy places the organism in Eukaryota, Metazoa, Arthropoda, Insecta, Lepidoptera, Noctuidae. Gene Ontology annotation, molecular function: long-chain fatty acid-CoA ligase activity. Gene Ontology annotation, biological process: fatty-acyl-CoA biosynthetic process; long-chain fatty acid metabolic process. The coding region runs from base 136 to 1830 and encodes 564 amino acids. The record is from RefSeq and is a predicted model, not a curated record.
CCAAAAGUCAGAAGACGUUGAACGUUGUCAACGCGCGGACUAGUCGAAUGAUCAGUUUGUUUGUAAAUAAUAUAAUUUAAAUAUAAACUUUAUUUUAUCUAUUGUAUACAAUUACUACUGAUAUUAUUGUUCGUCAUGUCUACAGUAAUAUUUCGUUUUAGACCUCACUUUAAUCGUUUUAACCGACUAAGUGCGUGUGUAAGAGAGAAAAGUGCCUGGACCAGUGAGAAGAUUUUAACAUCUACAUUAAAAGAAGUUGAUAUACCAAACUUGACAGUGGAUCAGUACAUGUUUAGGAAUUUGGACAAAUGGGCAACUAAGACUGCUGUGAUCUGUGGUCACACAAACAGACAGUACACAUACGAGGAAGUGUACAAGAAAUCUAGAAUCUUUGCCGCCAAUUUAAGAAGAAAGUUCAAAAUCAAAGAUGGCGACACCGUCGCCAUUUUGAUGCCAAAUGCGCCUGAGUAUCCUAUCAUUACGUUCGGAGUUCUGGCUGCCGGUGGUGUGGUUACCACUAUGAACCCUGUUUAUACUGCCUAUGAAAUUCAAAGGCAGAUUCUUCUAUCAGAGACUACACUCAUUAUAACUAAUGAAGAUUUAGUUCCAACGGUGAAAGAAGCAUUGAAACUAGCAGAGAAAGACUUUCCAAUAAUAUCCCUAAAUAUUAAAAGUAACCCAGAAGGAACAGCGUCUUUCAAAGAAUUGGUUGAAGAUGAUCAUGUUGAUACCAGUAUCUUAAAAGAAGUGAAUAGACAAUAUGACGAUGUAGCCUUUUUGCCAUAUUCUAGUGGCACUACUGGGCUACCUAAGGGCGUGCAGCUGACCAAUAGGAAUAUUAUAGCAAACUGUGAACAACAGAAUACUGAUUAUAGGCAGUAUGAAUAUACUACUGAAUCACAUCAAGACUGCAGUUUGGUGGUGCUGCCGAUGUUCCAUUGCUACGCGUUGAGUAUCUGCAUGUUGCACAAGAUGUCUGUUGGCUUGAAGCUGGUUACUCUGCCUAAGUUCCAACCAGACAUGUUUCUGAACUCGCUGCUAGCACAUAGAUUCGACUUGUUAUAUUUGGCUCCACCGCUAGUUAUGUUUGUUGGUUCAUAUCCUCAAAUGACUGCAAAGCAUUUGGAAAAAGUGAGGGCAGUCACAUCAGGAGCUGCACCUUUACCGUCUGCUGAUAUUCAGAGGCUCUUCGAAAAGGCAGAGAGAGAAAUCCAGUUCUGCCAAGGUUACGGUUUGACGGAAACGUCUCCUCUUAUAAGUCUGACUCCAUUUGGUCAGAAGACUUAUGAAGACGUCGGAUAUUUACUGCCAAACAUGGCUUGCAGGAUCGUCGAUGAAAAGAUGAAUAAUUUGGGACCAGACAAGGUUGGAGAACUAGUAGUCAAAGGCCCGAACGUGAUGAAAGGAUACUUGAAGAAUCCGAAAGCUAACAGUGAAGUAUUUGUCGAAGGAGACUGGUUUAGAACCGGAGACCUGGCGAAAAUCAAUGAAGAUGGACUGAUCACCAUAGCUGAUAGGCUCAAAGAAUUAAUCAAGGUCAAAGGCUACCAGGUACCACCAGCUGAAUUGGAGAAUGUUUUAAAAGAACAUCCAGCUGUUCUGGACGCUGCUGUUGUUGGAGUACCAGACCAAGCCACGGGCGAAAGACCACGAGGUUUCGUAGUCCUCAAACCAGAAGCCAAAGCCAAUGACAAAGAUAUAAUGGAAUUUGUUAGCAAGAGAGUAGCACCAUACAAGAAGAUUAACGAAAUAACAUUCCUAAAAGAGAUUCCUAAGAACCCAUCAGGGAAGAUUCUUAGGAAAUCUUUGAAAGAACAGUAUUGUAAAUAAAUAAUAAUGAUAAAAUGGUUGGUUGUGUGGUAAAUAUUGAUGUUAAUUUAUUACGAAGACAUUUUUAAUAAAUUAAUUAAAAUGAU